Molecule: messenger RNA, 966 nt
Organism: Papilio xuthus (Asian swallowtail)
Lineage: Eukaryota; Metazoa; Arthropoda; Insecta; Lepidoptera; Papilionidae
Source: RefSeq, a predicted model, not a curated record
ACGUAACAGCAAAUUGACCAACUAUAUAAAGACCAUUCAUUGUAACACAUGCAUCAGUCGAAAGGUUGACAACACAAAUACUAUACAAAAUGUUCAAGUUUGUAGUUCUCGCUUUGUUCGUGGCAGCUGCGCACGGCAGCGCCACCCAAGGUGACUACACCAGCUUCUCGUACGGAGUAUCGGACCCGCACACCGGCGACGUGAAGAGCCAGCAGGAGACUCGCGUCGGUGACAGCGUGGUUGGCCAGUACUCGCUGCUGGAAUCCGAUGGCCACCGCCGCACCGUCGACUACGCCGCUAACGCCCACUCCGGUUUCAACGCCGUCGUGCGCAGAGAGCCCGCUCUGGUCGCUCAUGCCGCUCCCGUUGCCCACGCCGCUCCCCUGGCGUACGCUGCCCGUGUCGCUCCCGUAGCGUACGCUGCCAACGCCGCUCCCGUAGCAUACGCUGCCCAAGCCGCUCCCCUGGCAUACGCCGCCCGUAUCGCUCCAGUAGCGUACAGUGCCCACGCUGCUCCCCUCGCCGUAGCCACUCAAGUCGCCCCUGCUUCCGUGUCAUACUCCGCGCACAGCAGCUCUGUUGCCCACGCCGCUCCCAUCGCCCAUGCUGCUAUUGCCCCCGUCGCUUACGGAGCAUACGCUGCUCCAUUAGCCCACGGAGCUAUCGCCGCUCCUUACGCCCAUGGCGCUGUCGCCUACGGUGCUUAUGGCGCUCACGGUCUCGGCUACGGUCGUUUGGGUUGGUAAACAUGGACUUAAACAAAUCUUAAUGUGCUGUGAUUUUAGUAAUAACGAAAUAGCGAACUUGAACCUAGCAUACUUGAUACAUAACUCGGAAGUAGCCAACAAAAUACUCAAAAUAUUUAAGUGACUUAAGUGAUGAUUGUUUAGAGGCUGUCUGAUUAUUCCUGUAAAUACAAUGUUGUAAUUGUGUAAAAUCUUUACGAAAUAAAAAUAUUUAUUCGUA